CAGAAAAGAACCGCACAGUCUCCACUCAUCCAAACAGGUUUUCUGCUGACAUUUAGACGCGACGUCUCAUCCUACAAGACUGUGUUAGGAUUUAGAUUAUUUCUGCAUCGAACACUUUAUAACAGUGACAGUGACAUGUAUGGGAAUGUAUAGGACAAUGAAACAGGAGAGGAGAUAUCACAGAGCAGCCACUUGUUGACAGAAAUAGCGACGUAAACGAGCGUGUCUCGUUUCUAAAACACAGCCACAAUGAAACCUCAGGAUAUUAUCAAAGAAAAGAGCAGCCUGUGGAUAUUUGGCUAUGGCUCCUUAGUGUGGAAACCGGAUUUUGAUUACAAGAGGAGUAAAAUCGGCUGCAUUAAGGGAUACAAAAGACGCUUCUGGCAUGGAGACGAUUUUUAUCGAGGGGACAAGAAAAGGCCUAUGUGUUAUUUUGUGUUGUGUGAUGUGCUGAGGUGGCCACCUCCUCACUGCGUGUGUCCUUGCUGUCCACAGCCUGGCAGAGUGGUGACACUAGUGGAAGAUCAGGACGCUUGCACAUGGGGAGUGGCCUAUGAGGUGACUGACUCCCAGAUUGAAGUCUCCCUUCAGUACCUGAACAUGAGAGAGGUUGUGUUGGGGGGCUACAUAACAGAGAUGGUGGAGUUCAUCCCUAAGGAGAAGGACCAGGCUCCUCUGUUGGCCCUCGUCUACAUCGCUACUUCCGAAAAUCCCAUCUACCUCGGCCCGGCCUCGGACAAGGAGAUUGCCGCCCAGAUUGCCGUCUGCAGGGGCAACACGGGCCACAAUAUUGAAUACCUGGUCCGCCUGGCAGAGUUCAUGAGGCUAUGCUGUCCCGGGGUAGAGGAUGAUCACCUCUUCUCCAUUGAGGCAGCUGUCCUAGACACUUUCCGUGACUGCGGAGGGAUCAAACCCCCAGACCAAAAAACCCUACUGCUGGGAGCUACAUAAAGGCACUCCACACCAUAAAACUGUCCAUGUUUUUAAACUGGGUGAAAGGGAAUUGAAGUCCUCCAAUACUUAAUAAUCAGGAAUACCUGAUUUGGUUUCAUGGGAAAUAUAACAGGGUUGACAUUUUCAGUGGAUAACUAUUUUUAAGUGGCAGCAUAACCUCGCAGAGUUGUGUUCCUCAGCAUGCACUUCAACUGUAAAGACAGCGUAGGUUAUGCAUGCUUCACUUUAUACUGUAUACAAAUUCCAGAAGCAUGGGAUGCUUUUAAAAACACACACCAAGAUAUGACUUCACCAUUUGAAUACCUCAUGUCUUACACCUUUGUUGUAAAAGGGGUCUCAGAAGAAUUGUAAACUGUGUUCAUUUUUAAUAAGCAUUUGAAUAAAAACACUAAAAUCUGCAUUUAA
Molecule: messenger RNA, 1359 nt
Organism: Micropterus dolomieu (smallmouth bass)
Lineage: Eukaryota; Metazoa; Chordata; Actinopteri; Centrarchiformes; Centrarchidae
Product: glutathione-specific gamma-glutamylcyclotransferase 1-like
Exons: 3
Coding region: 250-951 (233 amino acids)
Biological process (GO): glutathione catabolic process
Cellular component (GO): cytoplasm
Molecular function (GO): glutathione specific gamma-glutamylcyclotransferase activity; gamma-glutamylcyclotransferase activity
Source: RefSeq, a predicted model, not a curated record